AUGGACGCCAAGACCGCCAUAGAGCGAAUUAUUGCCAAGAGGGGCCUGAAGCUGGGCGGCUCCAGAGCUGACGGUGGGCUCGAGAAGGGGAAGCGGGAGGGCGCUGCCCUGCGGAACUCCAUGGAGGCGGUGGCCACAGGCAAAGGCAGAAUGGCGGAGCCGGAGAGGAGCGAGCUCCUGCAGAAAAUACUUUUGCUUGAGAAAGAAAAAGAAAAAUACAACCAUCUUCUUGGAGAGAAGGACAGAGAAAUCCAAAACCUGAAAGACAAUCUUAGGUCCAAAACCAAGACUAGUGAAGUGUCUUUACUACAAAAUCAACUAGAAGAAAAAACAAAGGAAGCAGAAAGAAGAGAACAGUUACUUUGUUCUCUAUCAGAAGAAAUUAAUAGGUUAAAGUGUAAUUUAUCUGCAGUCAUGGCAAAAUGCUCUGAUCUUGAGAACGAAGCCAGUAGUACUUCUCAGGCAUCCCAGGAGGCUGCAACAAACAGCACUGAAAUGGAAAGACAAUUGAAAGAUGCUCUUGAGAAAAAUCAGCAGUGGCUACUGUAUGACCAGCAACGGGAAGCAUAUGUCAGGGGCCUGCUUGGAAGGAUCUUUGAACUUGAACAGAAGGCAGAAAUAGUUAGCCAGCAAGAAUCUAAAACAAAUUCAGAAGGUCAUCUACAAGAGGAAAAACAAGAAUUCUGUGACCAGCUGUUCCUAACUGCUAAGAGAGAUCCUGAGACUGAAAGACGCACCAUAACCCAGCUGAGAUCUGAACUUAAUGAACUUAAAAAGACAUAUCAAGAAACACAAGGGGAAAUGAUGAGUUUAAAUGCCUUACUGCAGUCACAACAGCUUGCUGAAAUGAAGACUCAAGAAAAUGAAAAUAAAAUGAAAGAGAAAGCACAAAGACUAAAACAGGAAAAUGAAACUCUCAAAGAACAGCUCAGAGAAGAAAAAGAAAAGUCUGAAGAUCUUUUAUGUCAGGUGCAGCUUCUUCGUAAAUCAUUGCUCAGACAGGAGGCAGAACACACAAGAAUAGCUUUGUUGGAACAACAGAUCCAGAUAUGUACCACAGACUUAGAGAAUGGGAAGCUUGAUCGCCACAACCUGAAGCUUGAGUUAAACCACGUUCUCAAGGAGCUGCGCAAGGCCAAGGAGAAAAUCACCCGUCUGGAACCCCUGAAACUCCGGGAAUCUGGACAUAUGGAAUCACAAGAAGAUUUGCCAGCUGUAUUUGACAAGAAGCUGACCACAUAUGACAGAAGUCCUCCCCUGAAACAUUCCAGCUGCCUUGAUGAAAGUUUUCUCGAGUGUCCCAGAUGUAAAGUGCUAUAUCCAACGAGCCAGCAUAGAGAAUUACUAGCACACAUUGACUUCUGUACAGCUUGA
Messenger RNA from Agelaius phoeniceus (red-winged blackbird), 1374 nucleotides. RefSeq names its product centrosomal protein 55 (gene CEP55). The record is from RefSeq and is a predicted model, not a curated record. NCBI's taxonomy places the organism in Eukaryota, Metazoa, Chordata, Aves, Passeriformes, Icteridae. Gene Ontology annotation, cellular component: midbody. Gene Ontology annotation, biological process: mitotic cytokinesis; regulation of phosphatidylinositol 3-kinase/protein kinase B signal transduction; establishment of protein localization.